Lucilia cuprina (Australian sheep blowfly) is the source of this 1918-nucleotide messenger RNA. RefSeq names its product chitinase-like protein Idgf3. Gene Ontology annotation, molecular function: chitin binding. The transcript is spliced from 3 exons. Lineage: Eukaryota; Metazoa; Arthropoda; Insecta; Diptera; Calliphoridae. The record is from RefSeq and is a predicted model, not a curated record. The coding region runs from base 524 to 1831 and encodes 435 amino acids. Gene Ontology annotation, biological process: carbohydrate metabolic process; chitin catabolic process. Gene Ontology annotation, cellular component: extracellular region.
CAACUUUCAAAGAUUUAUUUUGAUUUAAUCCCUAAUCUUUCACCUAAAGAUUGGUGGCCCUUAGUUAAUUACUGUAAAAUACGAAACAUAUAUUAAACCAGUUUUAACCAAAAGAAUAAAGAUUAUCUUUAUCAGAAAAACCCGCCCUAAGUGGUUAAAAUAUCUCAAUCGAACAAAUUACAGCUUUAAAUAAAGAAAUUAUUAGCGUCUUCUAUUAUAAAUAAUUAAAAAAUAUUUAUAUUAAAAUGAAUCAGAUGUGAAUAGUAUGCCCUACAGUAUUUAAUACAAAUCGUGAUAAAAUAUUUGUGACUAUCGUUACAUUUUAAAAAUUAUUCAAUAAAUAAUCCAGUUUAAAUAUAUACAUUCUCAUUUGUUGAUCAUGAAAUCUUGUGAAAAAAAAAUCCACUUGACUUUAAGGGGUUUCUAAAUUCGACUAUGAUGAAUGAGUGUGGUUUGAUCUGUAAUAAAAAUAUUUAAAAAAUAUUUCAGUAUUUAUAAGAAAACUGCAGUGAAUGUUAUUACAAUGAAGAAAUUGCAGGAUUUUUUUGGUGUUGCAGUGAUCUUACUGGGAACAUUUUUAAAAUGGUCACAAGCCAUCAAAUUGGUGUGUUACUAUGACAUGUCAAGUGCCAGUAGAGUGGGUCGAGCAAAAUUUACUUCUCAAGAUAUGGAAUUUGCUUUAAAUUUCUGCACUCAUGUUAUAUACAGUUAUGUGACCAUAACACCGGAUAAAUUAGUUCUUACGGCACAAAUGCCCGAAAAACAACAGGAACUAGCUAAUAUGCAAAGUUUUAAAAAUAAAUAUCCAAAUGUUAAGUUUCUUCUUAGUAUAAGCGGUGAAAAUAAUGACAAAACUAUUAAAAGUUUUUUACAACUAUUAGAAGAUCGUCAGGCCACGAAAAUUUUAAUUAAAUCUCUUAUGGAUGUCUUAAUCAAGUAUAAAUUCGAUGGCUUAAGUUUGGAUUUCCCCUUACCGACCGUAUUGCCUACUGAACCAGUUCGCAUUAAAAUUUGGAAAUAUUUUAUUAACUUAUUUAAAAUCCAUCAUUUUGAUACAGAUCCGAAAUAUAUGGAACACAAAGAUCAGCUAACGAUUCUGAUACAACUAUUAAAAGCCCAUUUUAAUGAACGCAACCUUAUGCUGACAUUAAACGUAUUACCCAAUAUAGAUUCGAAAAAAUAUUUUGAAAUUCCUGAGAUUAUUAACUAUUUAGACUUUGUUAUUCUAUCGGCAUUUGAUUUUUUUACACCUCAACGUAAUCCCCUAGAAGCUAAUUUCAUGUCACCUACAAAAGCUCUAAAAUCCACAACACUUCAAUAUAACAGUGAUUUAAGUUUGGGAAAUAUUAAAGAUUUUUAUAAAUUUUGGCAUUCGCAAAAUGUACCGCGACACAAAAUCGUUGUUGGUGUUGCUGCUUAUGGUCGUUCUUGGAAAAUGACAAAAAAUUCAAAUAGUAAUGGUAUACCUCCAGUUUACUAUACCGAUGGUCCUGCCACUGCUGGUCCUCAAACCUAUACGUCUGGUUUUCUAUCUUAUCCUGAGAUAUGUGAAAAGUUACGUGAUUUUCAGUUAAAAAGUGUUACCGAUCCUAAAGCAAAAUCUGGUGUUUAUGCUUUUCGUCCAGCCGAUAGUAAUGGUAAUUUUGGUAUUUGGAUUAGUUAUGAGGAUUAUAUAACGGCUGGGGCAAAAGCUGAUUAUGUACGAAAUCAUAAUUUAGGUGGUGUAGCUUUAAUAGAUCUGAGUUUAGAUGAUAUACACGGUGAGUGUAAUUGUGAAAAAUUUCCCAUAUUGAAGUCAAUUAGAUUGAGAUUGACUAAAAUAUUUUCUUAAAAAGAAAAAUGUGCAAAAUUUUAUAAUUUAUAGUUUCUUUUCAAUGUAAUUUUUGUAUUUAUACCCUAAAAACAAUAUAAAUAAAAU